Molecule: messenger RNA, 702 nt
Organism: Chaetura pelagica (chimney swift)
Lineage: Eukaryota; Metazoa; Chordata; Aves; Apodiformes; Apodidae
Gene: GKN1
Product: gastrokine 1
Exons: 5
Biological process (GO): regulation of cell population proliferation
Source: RefSeq, a predicted model, not a curated record
AUGGUGGUUACCAGAGCAGUUGCUUUCCUGACAGAAAGGCUGCUGGGAAUCUGCAAACCUCCAUCCUCACCUCCUCUCACCUUUUCCAAAUCUCAGAACAGCAAGAAUGGGCACCAAGAGGAAAACUCAUUGCACUCUCCGACUGACACUGGGGGCAGCACGGGCUCCCUGAGGGGCUCUGAGGCCUGGAAAUCUGUCUGGGACAUCACCACUGGCUACGUGGCAACCAAGGUGUUUUCCAAAAACACCUGCAUCAUUUCUAAAAUGGACAGGAGUGUUUUGCUUCAUCAGCCAUUUCCUGCAGCACCUCAAGGACAUCAGGACCCUCCUCCUCACCCACUUCCCCCCAGAGGGAAUCGCCUCAUUAUCUCAACCAACAGACUCCAAAGCCUGAGCCCAUAUGGAAAACGCAUUCAAGCUCUGUGCAGAGGGAUUCCCUCUUACUUUGCUUACCCAACUGCUGGAUCAAACUUCUUAAUGCGAGACGUCGCAUGUUUGACAGUUGAGAUUAAUGAACUGCCCUUACCAAAUCAAAAUGGACUCCAGCAAGUCGUAGACCAGCAGCCAUCAACAUCCAUCACCAGGCAAAUCACCAUCAAUGGACAGUUACAACUUGUGUUCAUCAACAGGCAAUGGCGCGUGGCAACUAUCGAGCAACAGGGCGGCUUCAGGUCAUGGAAAACCAUCUGGGACUACAACACC